Molecule: messenger RNA, 936 nt
Organism: Phytophthora infestans T30-4
Lineage: Eukaryota; Oomycota; Peronosporomycetes; Peronosporales; Peronosporaceae
Exons: 1
Coding region: 1-936 (311 amino acids)
Molecular function (GO): protein dimerization activity
Source: RefSeq, a predicted model, not a curated record
AUGCCACGCAGCAAGUUGCCAGACCUCGCACUGGUAAUUCUAUCUAUUGCUGUAAAUACAGCAACUUGCGAACGUUACUUUAGUGAGCUAGCUCUCAUUCACACGGCCAAGAGGAACAGGAUGUCGCCAGAUAAAGCACGAAAACUUGCUUUAGUUCGGAAGAAGGUACGUGAGUACAACGCCGGCCAAGAUGACGCGAAGACAUCUAGUAAAUAUACACGACUAAUCGACCCCACAGAACGCACACGCCUCAGAUAUCGCGAUGAUCGCUUCGAAUGUCUCGAGCCUGAGGUGGAUGCUGAAGAUGGGAACGUCGUUGGACCUGACACUGCGUUUGAGUACUGGCAGGCAGUACUUUGCGAGCUCGAAGAUGACGACGAUCCCCCCGUUUUCGAUACUACCGCUGCCGCUGACAAUACAGGAUCUCCGUUAGCUGCAGCAGCCGCGUCAUUAGCAGAAGAAAAGCGUUUUGCCGCAGUCCUCGAGACGAUCAAAAUCCAGUCAACCGACCCGAUUCCAGAGGGAGACCGACGUCCAUUUCCGAGACACAAUGACAGACUCUUUCCUCAGGAACAAAGGUUUCCAGGAUUGCGCGGGCAAAAGGUGACUUUAGCUGAGCUGUCGAAAACACCCAGCACACCGUUGGCUCAACCAGGUAGGUUCGUUAUUGCUUUGACGAAUUUCAAUAAGGUGACACAUUCUCUUUUGCACGCACAGUAUGGCACUUCGCAAGUCCACAGCCAUUUCGGCGCCGUCAGUAAGUGCCCAUUAUCAUCUCAACUGAUAAAUGCUGCGAGAAGGCGCGCAAGCCACCAGUCACGACGUCUUCCAGCUCAUCUGCAAAGCACCGAGCAACCGUCAAACCACCCGAGUAUUCCCUGUGAAUUGUACUUGCUUCAACUUCUGCUUUGGCCUGAGCUUUUGCAGAUAAAGUAG